Erpetoichthys calabaricus (reedfish) is the source of this 708-nucleotide messenger RNA. Its product is annotated as F-box only protein 36-like. The record is from RefSeq and is a predicted model, not a curated record. The transcript is spliced from 4 exons. Bases 93 to 650 code for a protein of 185 amino acids. Lineage: Eukaryota; Metazoa; Chordata; Cladistia; Polypteriformes; Polypteridae. Gene Ontology annotation, molecular function: protein binding.
UUGCAUUUUACUGAAACUGCCUCUCCUUACUGAUAAGAGAGAAACAACUUCAAGCAGUUAGUUUGCCUUUGACUUUAGUUUAGAUCAGAUCCAUGGCAGCGUUACUGCAAGAUCAACUUUUUGAAAUCAGUCAGCAAGCAACAGCACCUUGCAAAGAUUUCUACCAGCUUUUAGUUACCAAGAAAGAGGUUAUUCUAAGAACUUGGAAAGUGUCCAACCCCUGUAAACGGGAAAAGGUCUGGCCAACAGAAGACAAAAAAUUCCACAAUGAAUUUUUGGUGGAUGACUAUUUACAGGAACACAUAAAGCGAGUCUUUGGUGAUGACAUGCUGAGAUAUGUCACUAACCUCUGCCAGAAGCAUAUUGAUUACAUUGUCCGUCUACCUGAAGCCUUACUUAUGCACAUCUUUUCAUUUUUGGAUUGGCAAGAUGUAAAACAGGUAUCCAAGACUUGUAAAAAGUUUCAGAAGGUGUGCAAGAGUGAUGCAUUUUGGGAACAAGCAGAACACGCUUGUUACAGCAAAACCAAUGUGGCCAUGGAGGGAGUGAGUUCAGCAAUCCAGAGGAAGCUGGUCAUUUUUCACAGGAAACGUGCCCUGAUGAACCUGGCAAGGACCCAGAGAAGAAUGAGCACAAAGGGAUACAUUUAGAAAAUAUUUGUUUAUUUCAUUUACUUCCAAUAAAAUACUCAUGUUACUCUAAAUAAUA